UAGUAAAAUUUUGUUUACAUUGUGGUCACGAUAUGUUAGGUCAUGAAUGAGCUUCUUUACUACUGUGUGAAAGAUUAUUAAGACUAUUCCAAAACUCAAGGGGUUCUAAUGAGACUGGUAAAAUUAUUUGGACAUUUUCAUAAGCUCCUUCUGACUCUUCAGAUAUAUUAUCAUGGUCUCUUCAAAAUUUUUCAUUCAGCAAAUAUGCAUUAUAUCUGGUAUCUCAGAAUCCUUUACAUUAAAAGUGUUAUAGUUUGUAAUUCUAAUUCCUCCAAUUCCCCUUCUUCAGGAUUGUUUCAGAGCAAGUCUGCAGCCUGGAUCCAUGGAUAAGGUCAAUUCAUCGGUGGUGUCUGAGUUUGUAUUACUGGGACUCUCUAGUUCUCAGGAGCUCCAGCUCUUCUUUUUCGUUUUCUUCUCUGUGUUAUAUGUGGUCAUUGUGCUGGGAAACCUUCUCGUUAUCCUCACAGUGACUUCUGACAACAGCCUGCACUCUCCCAUGUACUUUCUCUUGGGAAACCUUUCCUUUGUGGACAUCUGUCAGGCUUCCUUUGCUACUCCUAAGAUGAUUGCUGAUUUUCUGAGUGAACACAAGACCAUCUCCUUCAGUGGCUGCAUAGCUCAGAUUUUCUUCAUUCACCUUUUCACUGGAGGGGAGAUGAUGCUACUUGUCUCCAUGGCCUAUGACAGAUAUGUAGCCAUAUGCAAACCCCUGCACUAUGUCAUCAUCAUGAGACGAAGGACGUGCACUGUUCUGGUAAUGAUCUCCUGGGCUGUGGGCUUGGUGCACACACUAAGCCAGUUGUCAUUUACUGUGAAUCUGCCUUUUUGUGGGCCCAAUGUAGUCGACAGCUUUUUUUGUGACCUCCCUCGAGUGACCAAACUUGCCUGUCUGGACUCUUACAUCAUUGAAAUACUAAUUGUAGUCAAUAGCGGAAUCCUUUCCUUAAGCACUUUCUCACUCUUGGUCAGCUCUUAUAUCAUUAUUCUCAUCACUGUCUGGUUUAAGUCUUCUGCUGCAAUGGCCAAAGCAUUUUCUACUCUGGCUGCCCAUAUUACUGUAGUAAUAUUAUUCUUUGGACCUUGCAUAUUCAUCUAUGUGUGGCCCUUUACCAGCUACCCUGUGGAUAAAGUUCUUGCCAUAUUUUAUACCAUUUUCACUCCCAUUCUAAACCCCAUUAUUUAUACAUUAAGGAACAGAGAUAUGAAGACUGCUUUGAGGAAAAUUAUGACCCAUUAUUCAAGGGCCAAGAAAAUUUCUGAAAGGCCAGUAAUAGUGAGGAAUUCCCUUUAUUAA
Messenger RNA from Bubalus bubalis (water buffalo), 1294 nucleotides. RefSeq names its product olfactory receptor 4K5. Lineage: Eukaryota; Metazoa; Chordata; Mammalia; Artiodactyla; Bovidae. Bases 323 to 1294 code for a protein of 323 amino acids. Gene Ontology annotation, biological process: G protein-coupled receptor signaling pathway. Gene Ontology annotation, cellular component: membrane. The transcript has a single exon. Gene Ontology annotation, molecular function: olfactory receptor activity; G protein-coupled receptor activity. The record is from RefSeq and is a predicted model, not a curated record.